UACCAACCCGGAAGCAGAUUCCCUAGCUCUAGCGUCGGGUGCCUCGGGGUGAGUUUUACUGUUUCUAGUUGGUACUCGCACGCUGAUUCCUCCGACGCCGCGGCCCCCACACCCGGAGCCCAGUGUCCUGGACGCAUUACCGACCCGCACCCGCCAGCCCCGUCUAAGGGAGCCCCGCCUUGUCAGCAGCCGCUCUCCUGCCGGGUCGGGAUCCGCGUCAGUUUCAGAGAAUCUGGCCUACCAGAAGGUGGCCAGACUCAGGGACCAUGCCCUGCCCCUCAGCCCUCCAAAGCCCCUGCUACUCUGAACAUUAAGGCUACGGCACUUUCUCGGCCCUGAAUGUCUUGUUGCACUUUCUGACUUCUGUUCCACCUACCAUCUUCAGAUCUGAUUGAAAGCUUUGUCCUCCCUGUUGGGUGACUGACAGGAAAAUAAGAGGAAACAGUGCCCAGAAUCCAGCCACCAUCUCUCAGACGUUUAAACAACUCUCCAGUUGCUCAGACCCCUUAACUCAACCCUGGAGGCAAAGGAUUCAGAUUCAUCAUCACAGUACAUGCAUACAACAGGCAGAGAGCAAAGCUCGGUAACCACCUUGACAUUGCCUGUUUCUGUGAUGCUGAAGACAUUCUCCUUCCUGUACAUUACAGAGAAGAUUCAAAUUUCCAGAGUUUGUAGGCUUUGGAAGAUGCUCGUUGAACAUUCUGCACUAUGGAGAUGUGUACCUGACACCUUGCAGGCUUUGCCUGCUUAGUGCUUGGACUGUCUGUGACUGAAAACCAGAGAAAGACAGCUGGCAACUGAGUUAUUGACAAUGCAGCCAUUGGAAUCAGUGAUGUUUGAAGAUGUAGCUAUAGACUUCACCCAGGAAGAGUGGGCCCUGCUGGACACAUUCCAGAGAAAGCUGUUUAGAGAUGUGAUGCUGGAAACUAUCAGUCAUCUCGUCUCCCUGGGGUAUCAGCAUUGCAAAUCAGAUGUGAUUUUCCAGUUGGAGCAAGGAGAAGAACUGUGGCGUGAAGAAACUGGAUUUCUCCAAAGCCAGAGUCCAGGCAGGCAAAGUACUAUUAAAAAACAAGAAAUAAUAACCACACAACAUAUCGGCAGGAAGGACACAUUUACAAUCAUGCCAAUGAAAUCGCAUACUCCAGAGGAUCCUGAUGAAAAUAAUGAUUUGGGAGAUUUCACUCAUAGUUCCACAGUGACUCAACAUUUGUUAACUCACAUGGAAAAGAAACCCUACAUCAGCAAACAGUGUCAAAAAUCCCUUAGUGACCAGUCAUACCUUAACCAACAUAAGCAAAUUUACACUAGAGGUAGAUCAUAUGAGUGCCAUCUGUGUGGGAAAACCUUUAGUAAUUGCUCUAGCCUUCGACGACAUGAGAUGACUCACACUGGAGAGAAACCAUACGAAUGCCAUAUCUGUGGGAAUGCCUUUAUUCAGAGUUCUGACCUUAGAAAACACAGUCUAACUCACACUGGAGAGAAACCAUAUGAAUGUCAUCUAUGUGGGAAAGCCUUCAGUCAAUCCUCUAACCUCAGACAGCAUGAAAGAACACACACUGGAGAACAACCGUAUGAAUGUCAUCUAUGUGGGAAAGCCUUCAGUAAAUGUUCUGCCCUUAGACGACAUGAGAGAACUCAUACUGGAGAGAAACCUUAUGGAUGCCAUCUGUGUGGGAAAGCCUUCAGUCAGUGUUCUGCCCUUAGACGCCAUGAGGGAACCCACAAUGGAGAGAAAAUUAUGAAUGCCUUCAGUAAAUAUUCUGACGUUAGAUGACAUGGUAUUAUACAUGUAAUGAAUGUGGAAGAGACUCACACAUUGAAGAAACACUGUAAUAAAUGUGGAAAAUCCUACAGUCAUCCUUACUCAUUUGACAUAAUGAAGUUUAUAUGGAGGAGAAUCCAUAUGUGUAACAUCUGUGUGGCAAAACCUUCAGUCAGUGAUCUGAUCAUAGAUGACAUAGAACUCACUGGAAAAAUAAGGAAUGCAGAAGUCUUCAGCAACAGCUCUAAAGUUUAAAUACACAAAAGAAUUUGCACAGGGGAGAACCCCUAGGUAUGUAAUCUGUGGGAAUGCUUUCAUUUCUAAUUCAUGGUUAAACAACAUGAGCAAACUCCACUUGAGAGAACGCUUCGGUUUGUAAUCACUGUGAACAAAUACUCAGCCAAGCACAAGGCAUGGUGUGCAUAAGAAAACUCAGUGAAGGAAUAACCAUUAGAACAGGUGUGAGAGGGUAAAAACCUUGAGGAAUACCAAAUAAUUCAUCCUUGAGAAGUGAUUCAAUGAAAAAUUAUGAGAAAUCCUUUAUUCAUACAGGAACACUUGUGGCACGUGAGGAUUCAGACUGUACAAAAUGCUUCUGGUAUCAUGAAAGAAGGGAAGUCUUCAGUGAGCACUUAUUUUAUAGUCAACGUUACAGUUCUCGCCCUGAGGAAUAGUCCUAAAAUCAAAGUAGAGAAAACUUCAGCUAGAUUUCGCAUCAGAAAAAUCAGUCUGUGGGUAGGGGGAAACUCUCUAAGAGAGCCUUUUAACAUGCUAUUUGCAAAUAAUUCAGAAUUUUGAGAAAAUAACUAUUCAUGAGGAAAAUGUGGCAUGUAAAUGCAAGAUAGAGUGAUUUGGGAAUGCAGAAUUCAGAAUUUUGUAAGAAAUUAAACUUGUUCAAUUGCUUGUAAAUAUUUAAAUAGUAAACCACGUUACUGAAAAAUCUAAUCUGUUGGUGAAAUUCUAGUGUUCUUUAUGUCGUUGUAGACACAUACAGUUGAGUUGGCACUCCGUGGUAUGUGGGUUAGAGAUUCAGCCUAACUCUGAGUCUUCCCUUUCUCCAACAGCUCCUUUCACACAGCUCAGCCUCACUAUUCCUACCAACAUCAGCUAUCUCCAUCUGUGCCCUGGUGGUGACACAACAGGGACCUUCAGCCCACUUGAUAGGUUUCUCUGUGCUAGGACCCUGGCCUAGCAGGGUUAUGGGG
This is a messenger RNA of Rhinolophus ferrumequinum (greater horseshoe bat), 2967 nucleotides long. RefSeq names its product zinc finger protein 705A. Gene Ontology annotation, molecular function: DNA-binding transcription repressor activity, RNA polymerase II-specific. NCBI's taxonomy places the organism in Eukaryota, Metazoa, Chordata, Mammalia, Chiroptera, Rhinolophidae. The transcript has 9 exons. Bases 812 to 1774 code for a protein of 320 amino acids. Gene Ontology annotation, biological process: negative regulation of transcription by RNA polymerase II. The record is from RefSeq and is a predicted model, not a curated record.